AUGCAACUAUCAAGGACAGUAGGGUACUUCUGUGCAAGCAUCUUCUUAUUUAGUGCCAUAAUAGGGGCAGGAAUAUUUGUAUCUCCUAAGGGGGUAUUAAGAUACUCCUCACUGAACAUUCCUGUCUCCCUGAGUAUUUGGGUUCUUUGUAGCAUACUGAGUGUGAUCAAUGGUCUCUGUGUUGCAGAACUGGGGACCACUUUCCCUAGAACUGUCACUUAUUUUUUCCUCAAAAGAUCUCUUGGAUCUUGUGUUGCUUUCCUGAAUCUUUGGAUGGAAAUUUUUGGUCUUUUAGUAGGACUAGCUGCUCAAAGCUUGUUCAUAGCGAGCUAUCUAAUCCAGCCUUUCUAUGCUCUAUGCCCACCUCCAGAGCUGCCAAAGAAAUGCCUAGCUUUUGCCAUUUUGUGGUCACUGGGACUUCUGAAUAUUCAAGGGUUGACAACAGUGUCCUGGUUUCAAACUGUCAGCACUUUAGUGAAGAUGGCUAUUCUCUCUUUCAUUUCCCUAACUGGGAUUGUGCUUUGAGUGACUGGGAAAAAGGUGUUCAAGUUUGAGAAUGCUUUGAAUGCUGAACUUCCCAGUGCUUCACAUAUUGCAGAAGCCAUUCUCCACGGAUUCUAUGCCUAUGGGGAAUCCUCAUUCCUGGUCAACAUAGCAGGAGAGGUAAAAAACCCUGGUCAGACAAUUCCCAGAACUUUGAUUUCUGCUUUGUUCAUUGUGACUGUGGUAUACUUAUUGACUAAUAUAUCCUUCCUGACAGUUUUGACACCAAAGGAAAUCAUCUUUUCAGAUUCUGUUGCUGUCACAUGGAUGGACAGAGUAUUCCCCUCAAUGCAAUGGGUCAUUUCACGGGGGAUUUCAAUUUCAAUGGUUGACAAAAUUUCUUGUGGAAUACUUAAAGGAUCAAGGAUGCUCUAUGCUGCUAGCCAAGAAGGACAAUUGCCUCUGAUCCACUCUAUGCUUAAUGAAAAACUAUCUCCAGCUGUAGCUGUGAUCCAGUUAAUCAUUUUCUCUUCUAUUGUUGUUAUACCAUCAAACUUAACCAACUUAAUAAAAUAUCUGGGAUUAGUAUCUUGGGUUUUAAAUGGGCUAAAUAUGAUUGGCUUACUUAAACUGAGGUACCAGAAUCCAGAUCUAUGGAGACCUUAUAAGGUGUGGCUGCCAUUGAUAUUUGCAUCUUUAGCUUCAUCUGUAUUUCUAAUUUUGAUGCCAAUCAUUCAGUCUCCAAAAAUGGAGCAUGCUUAUCAAGUUAUCUUUGUUUUAAGUGGACUUCUGUAUUACCAAUUUCAUGUUCACCUUAAGCAACAUUCUGUAUGUUCUGAGACAAUCACUUGUUAUUUACAAUUAUUAUUUAAUGUAUCACCAUCAGAUGAUCAUGAAACUUGUAUUUCCACAAACAAAAACUGA
Chinchilla lanigera (long-tailed chinchilla) is the source of this 1407-nucleotide messenger RNA. Its product is annotated as solute carrier family 7 member 13-like. Gene Ontology annotation, biological process: amino acid transmembrane transport. Lineage: Eukaryota; Metazoa; Chordata; Mammalia; Rodentia; Chinchillidae. Gene Ontology annotation, molecular function: L-amino acid transmembrane transporter activity. Gene Ontology annotation, cellular component: membrane. The record is from RefSeq and is a predicted model, not a curated record.